CCGCCAUCAUGUCGGGCCGCUGCUGCCCGGGCCAGACGCCGAGCCGCGACAUCCCGGGCCCCGGCAAGCGGCUGGCGCUGCCCGACGGCGCCCCGCUGCCGCCCGGCGCCUACAGCACCACGCCCGGCGGCACCGUCUUCGGGACCACGCCGGGCGGUACCAGGAUUAUUUAUGAUCGUAAGUUCCUGAUGGAGUGCCGCAAUUCUCCCGUUGCCAAAACGCCGCCUUCCGACCUUCCGGACAUUCCAGGUGUCACCAGCCCAAGCGUGGAGGAGUCCAAGACCGAAAACAACCAUGUCCAGAACUAUGAGGAGAAAGAGAACAUGGCCGAGGAAGAGCAGUUUGACAUGGACAUCUAAAGCACGUGCCCAGCAAGCGCUCCACUGUUGAAGAACGGGACCUUGUCCUGAGGAUUCCCACCAGCAGGGCUUCCACAAGCCCAAGCUUUGAGUGCCUUCCUGCUUCCCGGGAAGGGCAAAUCAUUCACUUCUGAGAAGAGUGUGUCCUGUUACACAGACUGAACCUCAGCCUCUCUGCGUGGCUGCAAACACAUGAGCGCAGCCCCUGCUGGCGAUGGGCCGCGGGGUGCAGGAGGAGACUUUCUCAGAUCGUUUUUUUUUGUUUCGGGUUUUAUGCUUUUGUUAAUCAUUGUAUUACUGUAAAAGUUGCAGAAAUGCA
This is a messenger RNA of Nothoprocta perdicaria, 678 nucleotides long. RefSeq names its product eukaryotic translation initiation factor 4E binding protein 1 (gene EIF4EBP1). The coding region runs from base 9 to 359 and encodes 116 amino acids. Gene Ontology annotation, molecular function: eukaryotic initiation factor 4E binding. The record is from RefSeq and is a predicted model, not a curated record. Gene Ontology annotation, biological process: negative regulation of translational initiation. The transcript is spliced from 3 exons. Gene Ontology annotation, cellular component: cytoplasm. Lineage: Eukaryota; Metazoa; Chordata; Aves; Tinamiformes; Tinamidae.